CUACCUACAACGCAAAGAGAAUUUCAACCAUCUUUCUCUAUCUUUCACUCAAGAGAGAGAGAUUUGAAGAAAUGGGUGUCUCUCAUCUUCCAUCACCAGCUUCCAUUGUAGCAUUUCUACUUGCAUUGAGUGGUUUGUUCUUCUUGCCUGAGCUCGCACAAGCUAAGCAUGCAGGCAUAACAAGGCACUACAAGUUCGAUAUUCGGAUGAAAAAUGUGACACGUCUGUGCAACACGAGGAACAUCCUGACCGUUAACGGACAGUAUCCGGGGCCUAGGAUCAUCGCCCGGGAAGGCGAUCGGGUUGUGGUUAAGGUGGUUAACCAUGUUACGAACAAUGUCACCCUGCAUUGGCAUGGAGUUCGACAGCUUAGGAGUGGAUGGGCAGAUGGGCCCGCGUACGUGACCCAGUGCCCUAUUCAGACUGGUCAGUCCUACGUGUACAACUUCACGAUCGUGGGCCAACGUGGGACUCUCUUCUGGCACGCGCACCUCUCAUGGCUACGUGCGACUCUCUACGGUCCGAUCGUGAUCCUCCCUAAGCGCGGUGUACCUUUCCCAUUCGCCAAGCCGUACAAGUCGGUCCCGAUCAUAUUCGGUGAGUGGUUCAAAGUAGAUCCUGAGGCCAUUAUCUCACAGGCUCUACAGACGGGAGCUGGGCCCAAUGUGUCAGAAGCUUUUACCAUCAACGGUCUUCCAGGACUCCUUUACAACUGCUCAGCUAAAGAUACAUUCAAUCUGAGUGUGGAGGCAGGUAAAACGUAUCUCCUCCGUCUGAUCAACGCUGCACUCAACGAUGAACUCUUCUUCAGCAUCGCCAACCACACCCUCACCAUCGUCGACGUCGAUGCCAUCUACGUUAAGCCCUUUGAAACUGACAUACUCCUCAUCACACCAGGCCAAACCACAAACGUCCUCCUCAAGACCAAACCCCAUUACCCAAACGCCACUUUCUUAAUGUCGGCCCGACCCUACUCUACCGGCCGCGGCGCAAUUGAUAACACCACCACCGUCGGAUUACUCGAAUACCAAAAACCCAAUUCAUCUCAACCAUCGAAUGUUACCAGCAUAAAAAACCUCCCACUCUUCAAGCCAUCCCUUCCAGCUCUAAAUGACACUGCCUUCGCUGCUAAUUACACAGGGAGAUUACGUAGCUUGGCCAAUGUGCAAUUCCCCGCCAACGUCCCUCAGACCGUUGAUAGGCAGUUCUUCUUCACGGUCGGCCUUGGAAGUCAGCCAUGUCCCAAGAACCAAACCUGCCAAGGACCCAACGGUACUAAGUUCUCUGCCUCCAUCAACAACGUCUCCUAUAUCCAGCCAACCACCGCCCUCCUCCAGGCUCAUUUCUUCGGGCAAUCCAAUGGUGUGUAUACCACCAACUUCCCAACUAACCCUCCAUUCCCGUUUAAUUACACGGGUACCCCUCCCAAUAACACGAUGGUGAGUAAUGGAACUAAGGUGGUGGUGCUUACGUUCAAUACAAGCGUCGAGCUGGUGCUGCAGGAUACAAGCAUUCUCGGGGCGGAGAGCCACCCUCUCCAUCUCCAUGGUUUUAAUUUCUUCGUUGUCGGGCAAGGAUUCGGAAACUACAACCCCAACAAGGAUCCCUCUAACUUCAAUCUUGUCGACCCUGUCGAGAGGAACACCGUCGGAGUUCCGGCGGGUGGUUGGGUUGCCCUUCGCUUCCUAGCCGACAAUCCAGGUGUAUGGUUCAUGCACUGCCACCUGGAAGUUCACACAAGCUGGGGUUUGAAGAUGGCGUGGGUUGUCCUGGACGGGAAGCUGCCGAAUCAGAAGUUGCCACCUCCACCGUCCGAUCUCCCUCAGUGUUGAUCUUGAUGAGCUCAGAUCCGCCGUUCGUUUAUGGUUUUAACUUAUUCUUUUUUAGAUCCAAAGUGCCACGUAUGCCAACAUAUCUGAGUAUGCGGCUUUGAUUGUUACAUUGUAGAGGACCCACUCAUUCCCCAUUGAGAAUUUGAUGUUGUAUCUUUGAAUUUUUUUUUUUUUUUUUUUGUGUGUCCCAUUUUGUGCCAAUAAAAAUCGAGUUGAUUUCCCCCAUUUUCUUU
Molecule: messenger RNA, 2065 nt
Organism: Magnolia sinica
Lineage: Eukaryota; Viridiplantae; Streptophyta; Magnoliopsida; Magnoliales; Magnoliaceae
Product: laccase-17-like
Exons: 6
Coding region: 72-1832 (586 amino acids)
Biological process (GO): lignin catabolic process
Cellular component (GO): apoplast
Molecular function (GO): hydroquinone:oxygen oxidoreductase activity; copper ion binding
Source: RefSeq, a predicted model, not a curated record